AGAAAAUAAACUUUCAAAUUACAAUAAAAUAGAAAAAUUAACAGAAACUUCCUAUUUAAAGGAAAACGAUUCUCACUAAAAUGUUUCCUAUAAAUAAUAUAAGUGAAAAUUCUUUUGUGACGACUUCAAAUGUCUCAGUGAACAUUGAAGAUAUUUUUUCAGAUUUUACUGAAGGAAAUCUUCUAAAGAAGUGUCGAUUAUGCUUCAAUUCUGUAGAAUCAGAAUACAAACUAACGAAGAUUACUAAACACUAUAAAAGUUUGAUAAGUAAUAUGUUAGAAAUUCAGUUCAUUCCAACAUCAAGAACUUCUGAUUUUCUUUGCCAAAGUUGUGUCUUCAAUAUCCGAAAUUUUUAUCGAUUCAAAAUAAAAAUGAGAGAAAAACAGCUAUCCUUAAAGAACUUUUUAAUUUUCAAUAACGAAUUAACUAAAUCUAAUGAAUCAAAUUCUACAAAUGAUUCCAACUCAGUUUUCAUUAAAACUGAACCAGAAGAAAUUCCUUCAGUGCUUUCACCACCAACUGCGGAACUAUUUUCUGAAUCUCUCUUGAAUGAUCAUCCAUUUGAGGGAGAAUUCAAAACCGAAUCUCCGUCUGACGAAACGACAGGAAAUGGGAUUAAUUCUGCCUCAGAUAAAAGGCAUUCUAUUGACCUAUCGAAAAUAUUUCCCUCCAAUGAAAAAUAUCAGAGAAUCAUUGGCGUUUGUUUGGAAAAUCCUCACUAUUCUGUCAAUAUGAUUUCAAAUCUAAUAGGAAUUCCACGAUCAACUGUUGGCUUUGUGAUUCGUAAAUAUAAAAAAUCAAUAGCCUCAAAUAAUGAUCAAAGCAACGAAGAAAAUAACGGUAGAGGCCAAAGAGGGGCAUCGCGCUUUUUAGACCCUAAAAUCGUUGAAAAGGAUGGUGGGAUCUUUGUGGCUUACGUAGCGUCAGAAUAUCCCAACAAAGUUAUCAGCAGUGAAGACAAAUUAAAGGUCAUGGUCGUCAUGAGUAAGGCGUACGGAGAAGGCAAAGACGAAAUGAAAAAACGCAAGAUAACACAAGUCGAAAUACAGGCGGUCUCAGGAAUAUUAAUUAUGAAGGAAAAAAACGUAAAAAGUGCCGGGUGGAACGAAUUAAUCUUCAAACAACAGAACUGGCCAAAAAUCCUUGGGUAUGACAUCAUUUGCUCUCCAGCCAGAGACAUAAACGUCUGCCCCGCAUUUAUGUUAAUUGUACCUCGCACAGAACUUACCUGGAAGGAGACAAUUUCCAUUAUUCAAAGAAACAACAAGAAAACCUUCACUACGAAAGACUGGAUGUUAACAGUUGCACUCGAAGACAGAAGUCAGUUCAAAGGACCCCAAAAAUUCAUUUUCAUCUCAAAUGGGGACAUAAAUGAAUUCAUGAUGGAAAAGAAAACAGUCAAAAUCAAGUUUCCACCUUUUAACCCGGCAACAGUCAGGAAAAUUCACAUUGGAGGAAACAAUCCCAACAUUUAUGCUAUAAACUUGGGUGUUAAAUCUGACACCGAAAAGGCAGAAGAAGAAAAGGAAAAGAAGAAACGCAUGUUGGAAGAAUACGAAAAAAACUUCGGCGGCCCCGGCAAAAACUUCGCUCUAAUUCUACAAUUAAACGCUGGUAAGCGGAAAUCCGCUUUCGACGAAUUACAAAUGAAAUGUGGAAAUGAUUCUAUCGAUAUACUUCUGAUUCAAGAGCCAGCAAUGCAUAAAGGCAAAGUUAAUAAUAUAGCAAAUGGCGACUUGUUUUAUAUGAAAAAAGCCCAAAAUAGAGUCAUGUCUUGUAUUUGGAUAAAAAGAAACUCAAAUAAGUUCCUCGAUCCUUUCCUUCUAACAGAGUUUUCUGAUGAAUUGAUGACUGCUAUUACAGUUAAAGUCAAGCUAGAUGGCGGAUCAAUCAAAACAAUUGUAGUGAUAUCUUUUUACUCUCCAGGAAUUCCACGAUCAACUGUUGGCUUUGUGAUUCGUAAAUAUAAAUCAAUAGCCUCAAAUAAUGAUCAGUUACGCGAAAAUUGUGAAUAUUCCGCUUCUCAAAUAUAUGAAGACCUUUCAAGAGACGAACAAUAUUACAUUGCAAAAGAGCUUAAAAUCGAAAACUUUAAAUGCGAUGACUGUGAUGAAUCCUUUUGCACCAGAAAUCAAGUUAAACAGCAUUCCCUAGUUCAUCAUAUCAAACCCAAACCUGAUUCUUCUGAUGCUAUGCCCAAGCAUGAAAAAGUUCACAUGUUGAAGAAUGAAAUCAAAUCUGCCUCUGACAACAAAAAAAUGGUUGAUCCAUCGGAAAUAUUUCCUGGCAAUGCAAAUCAUCAGAGAAUCGUUGAUGUGUACUUGAAAAAUCCUUUCCUUUCCGAGAGAAAGGUCGAAAAGCUUGUUGGAUUUUCACGGGGAACUGUUCGCCGUGUGAUUCGAAAAUAUAAAUCAAUCACAUCAAAUAAUGAGCAAACAGACGAGAGUUCUCAAUAUUAUGCUUGUGAAAUAUGCGGAAAACUUUUAAAAGGCAAACACAGUUAUAAUAAUCAUAUAAAUUUAAUUCAUGAAAAAAAGAAAUUUCGUCAGUGUGACAUUUGUGACCGAAGAUUUAUAAACAAAACUGAUUUAAAAUUGCAUAUGAAAGUUCACAUCCCAAAAGAAUUUAGAAUCAAAAACUUGCAAUGUGAUCACUGCGAUAAAUCUUAUGACACCAAACAAAACCUUAAAAGACAUUUGAUUGCUAAUCAUUUGAAAUUCAAACUUCAUUCUUGUAAUUUAUGUGAAAAAUCUUUUCAUUCUGAAAAGUCAUUGAAACUACAUCAUGUUUCACAUAACAAAAGAAACGUUCAAUGUGAUUAUCCAGAUUGUGAAAAAAUGUUCAAAAGUAAUAAAUACAUGCUCAGACAUAAAAAAGUUCAUAUGAAGGAGUUACAAGUUAAAUGUCCUUACGAGGAUUGCAAUAAAUCUUAUGCAAAAAAGGAGAAUUUGGACUUGCAUAUUUUCGUCAACCACAAGAAAAUCCGAGAAAAAUGUCCAGUAGGAAACGGAUGCAAAUUUUCGGUCGGACGAAGAGAUUACAUGAGAGCACAUUUAAAGAAGCAUUCUGAACUUUCUGCUGGAGAACUGGAAAAAUAUUUCAAGCAAUUGUCAACGAUGAAUCUUUAUUCGAAAUAA
This is a messenger RNA of Clunio marinus, 3137 nucleotides long. NCBI's taxonomy places the organism in Eukaryota, Metazoa, Arthropoda, Insecta, Diptera, Chironomidae. The record is from the annotation of a GenBank genome assembly.